GAACUGAACUGAAGACUGCUCUGAACUACUCUGUCUGUCCUGUCGUCUGCCGGUCUUGUCUUGGGUCUAUUAUUGUGAUUGUGCUGUAAUAAUGGCUUUACCUUUCAGUUUAGUUCUGAGAUUAAAUCAAAACAAAUUCGUUCAUCUUUGCAGAUCAGCUUAUUCGCUAUCAUCUCGUCACUACGCUAUUAGUAAUCGCACACCGAAAUACAUCACCGCAGGGAAAACCCGCAGUCACUUUGAUCGUAGCAAUACAGUUUUCAAGUCUACUCGUCUUCUGAGCACAAAUCCCGAGGCAGAGACAAUUGAAAAUGCUGAGCGAAACUAUGAGAAACACACUGAAAAGGCUAAAGGGGAAGGUGAAAAAUUGGAAUUUCAAGCUGAGACCAGAAUGCUGUUGGAUAUAGUGGCAAAGUCUCUCUAUUCUGAAAAGGAGGUGUUUGUCCGAGAACUAAUAUCCAACGCUAGCGAUGCUCUCGAGAAACUCAGAUAUCUCAGUCUGACCGAUGCUUCAGCUGAAGAUCUCGGCAAAACUGAGAUCAGAAUAUUUACUGACAAACAAAACCGGACAUUUAUAAUCCAGGACACUGGAGUCGGGAUGAACAAGGAGGAGCUGGUUUCAAACUUGGGUACAAUUGCUCGAUCUGGAUCAAAGGCAUUCCUCGAACAACUGAAGAGCAAAGGAGGAGCAGAGCAAGCCAACACUGUGAUUGGUCAGUUCGGCGUAGGCUUCUACAGCGCCUUCAUGGUGGCGGACAAGGUGGAGGUGUACACCAGAUCUCACCAGCCUGACAGUCCCGGCUACUACUGGGUGUCCGACGGGUCGGGUACUUAUGAGAUCCAGGAAGCAGAGGGUGUUAGCAGAGGUACUAAGAUAAUUCUGCACCUCAAGACAGAGAGCCGAGAGUUCAGUGAUGAACAGACUGUGCGAGGAGUCAUUGAGAAGUACAGCAACUUUGUCGGCAGCCCCAUCAUACUGAACGGGAACCAGAUAAACACUAUACAGCCUCUGUGGGUGAUGGACCCCAAGCAGAUCACGCCCGAGCAGUACACCGAGUUCUUCAGGUUCGUCGGCAACUCUUACGACAAACCUCGAUUUAUCCUUCAUUACAAGACUGAUGCACCGCUCUCCGUGCAAGCGCUACUGUUUUUCCCCGAGAGUAAACCAGGUCUGUUUGAGAUGAGUAAUGAAACGGACAUGGGAGUGUCUCUAUACACACGGAGGGUCCUCAUCAAGAGCAAAGCUGACAACAUCCUGCCCAAGUGGUUAAGGUUUGUCAAAGGUGUGGUAGAUUCUGAAGAUAUUCCCCUCAACCUCAGUAGAGAGUUGUUGCAGAACUCACCUCUUAUUAGGAAACUACGCACAGUGAUCACCAACAGAGUUCUUCGCUUCUUGCACGACAAAUCCACCAAAGAGAAGGAAAGUUUCGACAAGUUUUACAAGGACUACAGCAUUUUCCUGAAAGAAGGAAUCGCGACUAGCACUGACCAGCUUGAGAAGGAAGAGAUCGCCAAGCUCUUGAGGUUUGAGUCGUCCAGCCAACCAGCUGGUACUGUGACUAGCCUACCAGAGUACUGCAGCAGACUCAAGACCUCACAGAGGGAUAUCUACUACCUCUGCGCUCCCAGCCGCACACUGGCCGAGAGUUCUCCGUACCUGGAGGCUCUGCGUAGGAAGGACGUGGAGGUGUUGUUUUGCUACGAGGGCCACGACGAGUUGGUGCUGAUGCAGCUCAGAUCCUUCGACAAGUUCCAACUCACCUCCGUAGAGAAGGAGAUGAGGCAAGACAAAGAAGCCGAGGACCUUACAGACCUCGGUGCAGACAGCCUUUCUCGAAGUGAAAUCGACAAUCUAGUCAAGUGGAUUGAAACUACUCUGAAAUCUAGAGUCUUUGGCGUAAAGGUCAACAAGAGGCUAGAGUCCCACCCCUGUGUGGUGACUGUAGAGGAGAUGGCUGCUGCGAGACAUUUCCUCAAGACUCAAGCACACCAGAUGGAGGAGGAGAUGAGAUAUUCCCUGCUUCAGCCGAGACUCGAGAUCAACCCAAGACAUCCAGUAAUCAAGAAGCUGAGUGUUUUGUCAACUACAAACCCAGAACUCGCUGAAUUAGUCACAAAACAGCUGUUCUCCAAUGCAAUGGUUGGUGCUGGACUCAUCCUGGACCCAAGAACUGUUCUAUCAAAUAUGAACCAACUCCUGACUUUAGCAUUGGAAAAACAUUAAUGAAAAUAUUGAAAAUAUGUCUCUCUGUCUUGAAUUUCUUUUGUAUAUUUACUUCUUUAGACUGAAUAAAUUGUAAUUUAGUUUUUGUAA
Molecule: messenger RNA, 2314 nt
Organism: Macrosteles quadrilineatus (aster leafhopper)
Lineage: Eukaryota; Metazoa; Arthropoda; Insecta; Hemiptera; Cicadellidae
Gene: Trap1
Product: heat shock protein 75 kDa, mitochondrial
Exons: 17
Coding region: 92-2224 (710 amino acids)
Biological process (GO): protein folding
Cellular component (GO): mitochondrial inner membrane
Molecular function (GO): protein kinase binding; ATP binding; ATP-dependent protein folding chaperone
Source: RefSeq, a predicted model, not a curated record